ACCCAGUCACCUUUAGCCAGGACACUGAAAGAGACUACGUUUGCUGCUUUCCCUGAGAGACACAACCUUCUGUGUCAAGACAAGACAAGCAGUCUUCUGUCUGAACAGAGACACACAGCCUAGAAAGAGAGACCAAGACCUCUGGAUUUCACCCUCUCAGGGACCUUUCUGCAUUUCUCAUUUUUAACAGAAAAGGCACCAGCCUGGUCUAAGCAGCUGCCUCUCAGGCCGUUCCAGAGGUGUGGUGUGUGACGGGUGAUGGCCGACUGGAGUCUCCUGGGCAACUUCUUGGAAGAGGUGCAGGAGCACUCGACGUCUGUGGGCAAGGUAUGGCUCACCAUCCUCUUCAUCUUCCGUAUUCUGGUCUUGGGCACGGCCGCCGAGUCUUCAUGGGGCGACGAGCAGGAGGACUUCACCUGCGACACGGAGCAGCCCGGUUGCGAGAACGUUUGUUACGACACCGCCUUCCCCAUCGCCCACAUCCGCUACUGGGUGCUGCAGAUUGUCUUCGUGUCCACACCGUCGCUCAUCUACAUGGGCCACGCCAUGCACACGGUGCGCAUGGAGGAGAAACGCCGGCGCAAGGAGCAGGAGGACCAGGGGGGAGGUGACAGGGAGGAAGGAGGGGAGGACGGCGUAGAGGAGAAGCAUUAUCUGGAGCACGGGGGAGAGAAGGGGGGAGAGUGCGGGAAGGAGGGCAGCGGCAUGGGGAGGGUGCGUCUGCGCGGGGCGCUGCUGCGGACUUACGUGUUGAGCAUCCUGAUCCGGACGCUAAUGGAGGUGGUCUUCAUCGUGGUGCAGUACCUCCUCUACGGGGUCUUCCUCAAUGCCCUGUACGUGUGCCACAGCCGGCCCUGUCCCCACCCGGUUAACUGUUAUGUCUCGCGGCCCACGGAGAAGAAUGUGUUCAUCGUGUUCAUGCUGGCCGUGUCGGGCGUGUCACUGUUUCUCAGCGCUGUGGAGCUCUACCACCUGGCCUUUAAGCAGUGUCAGAGGUUUCUGAGGAGUAAACGACAACAGCAACAACAACAGCAGCAACAGCUACUACAAGGACGCACGCCCUCAAGUGCAACGGUCAUCGCCGCUGAACCUGACAGCCCACCCCGUCCGUCCAUGCCCUGCACCCCGCCCCCAGACUUCAGCCAGUGUGUGAGCUCUUCCCCUCACACCCACCCCAUGCACUCCCACCCCCAUCCUAGCUGCCCCCCCUUCAACAACCGGCUGGCCCACCAGCAGAACUCGGUCAACAUGGCCACCGAGCGCCACCGUGUUGUCCACGACGACCUGGGGACGGAAGACUUCCUGCACAUGACCUAUGAGGGGCACGCCGACAUGCCCAACGCCUGCAACCCGCCCCCUUUGCUGCUCCAUAAUGGCUUCCAAAAUGGCUUCCUGAAGGAAAAGAGGCGUCUGAGCAAGACCAGCGGCUCCAGUAGCCGUGUGCGACCCGAUGACUUGGCAGUAUAGCCCCAAUUCCCAACACACACACUGUCCCUGGAUCGUUUCAAACACACACACACACACACACACAAGACUGGGAUGACUAUGGCUCAUCUGUUGUGGGGGACUAAUUUGAACACUGCAUGGCACAAGUCAACGAAGUCACAAAGUGUCAAAAGUUGUGAAACUGAAUAUUCAAGCUAAUCAAAAGUCCUGAAAUACGGAUGCUUGAGGAACAAUUGACAUACACAUUGGCACUUAGAUAUCAUUAGUAUGGGUCUCAGUCAUGGUUUUGAGAAAUGGAUCCACGGGCACAACACAGCUGUAGAGGGGUUAGUGCCUUCAUUUUUAGCCCCCAGGACUAAUCCACUAAUGUGACUGUCUGAGACAUCUGUCUGGUUGCAUCCUAAAUGGCACCCUAAUGCCUAUAUAGUGCACUACUUUUAACCAGGGCCAUUUAGCUUUGGUCAAAAGUAGUGCACUAUGUAGGGGAAUAAGGUGACAUUCGGGACAGAGACAUUGACUCUGACUGCUGUCUCGGAGUCUCUCACUGAGAGACAGGGGGGCCUUGUGCCAGACCUGAGAAUGAGUGGGUCACUGCCACACUAUCAGCUCUGUGACACUGACUGGCUGCUAAGUGGAACAGAUGACAGCCAGUCUGUCACUCAGAGAGAGAGAGAUAUGUGAAGGACGGCUGUCUGUCAGUGACCCACAAACACACACUUAGACGAAUGCUAUGCGUGUGUAGGCUUGCUCUCUCUCACGCAUGCACGAACGCACACACGAACACAUACACUACAUUUACAGAGGCAUGCAGACUUUCAUUGACAUACAAUACAAAUACCCAGACACACCAUGUGAAUCGUGAUGAUGUCAUCACCUCCCACCAGAGAUCCAAUAGGACCUACAAGGAUAACCCAUGGAAUUAGGGUAACAAUGCCUUAUGCUUCAGAUUUAGUACUAUGCAUGGUUAAAGAGAGACAGACAAAUGACAACCUAUGCUGAUCAUGGCUUUGUUGAUGUGGAACCCUCAUUGCUGAAAGCAGACAUCACAAGCUUCCCAGGGUGAGGGGAGAACAUAGUUCAUAGUGCAUAGUCCAGAUACCCUGACUGACCUGGGCCCGGUUUCACAAAAGCAUCUUAAGGCUAAGUUCAUAGUUAGAACCUUCGUAGGAGCAUCGUUAAAUCUCCGACCUGUUUCCCAAAACCAUCAUUAUUAACGUUGCACGUGAAAAAAGGCUUGUAAUCUAACGCCUGCCUCAGACCACUCCUAGAACAGCUAACAGCGUCGUUCUAUGCUUUUUUUGCCCUCCCGCGUCAAUUUAUACACAGAAGAUCUACGCUAAACAUAGAAUCACAUGGUUUAUCCAUCUCUG
Molecule: messenger RNA, 2816 nt
Organism: Coregonus clupeaformis (lake whitefish)
Lineage: Eukaryota; Metazoa; Chordata; Actinopteri; Salmoniformes; Salmonidae
Gene: gja5b
Product: gap junction protein, alpha 5b
Exons: 2
Coding region: 259-1467 (402 amino acids)
Biological process (GO): cell communication
Cellular component (GO): connexin complex
Source: RefSeq, a predicted model, not a curated record